This is a messenger RNA of Ostrea edulis (European flat oyster), 2426 nucleotides long. RefSeq lists its product as uncharacterized. The transcript has 6 exons. The coding region runs from base 463 to 2148 and encodes 561 amino acids. The record is from RefSeq and is a predicted model, not a curated record. Gene Ontology annotation, molecular function: zinc ion binding. NCBI's taxonomy places the organism in Eukaryota, Metazoa, Mollusca, Bivalvia, Ostreida, Ostreidae.
UGAAAAACAGUUCAUUCCUAGAUACUAUAAUCCACAGACCUUAUCUUUAUAUGAUAUAUAUGUAAUCUUGAGUUAGUAAAUAUAACUUUCAACAUAAAAAUCGUUGUCCACAUUUUCAAGUCUCACACGAUAUAUCUAAAGUAUUGAAGCCCAUAAAUGUAUAUAAGCAAUAAAAAGAAAGCAAAUGGAUUACUUUUGAGUCAUCGUCGGUUACCCACGGGUGCUUCUAUUCGAUUCUCACAUAGUAUGAGGGAGCGUGAGUGGACUCAAAACCGUGGUUUGCGACGAUGCUUUUGAGUAUACAAUGCAAAAAUGGGGGAAACCCUGAUAAAUAAUCGCUCGAUUAUUGAGAAUAUGACAUAUUACAAACAAUAAGCCUUUUCACGAUAAAUCUCGCACAUGCGCACAAAUGCUUCCGGACGGCAACCUUCGAUCAUGUUUACGUUGGUUACAUGAAUUAUAAUGACAAAGCGGGAGAAUUUGAACAAAUUAAAGGUAAAUGAUCUGAGAAAUCUGGCGGUAGAUGUUGGCAUUGAUGUUAAAAGAAAGAAAAAAGAAGAAAUCAUUCAGGAAUUGCUGUUAAGUCAGACUGAAACUUCGAUUUUAACACCGAUCGUAGAAAAAGACGCACUUGAAUCUCCGCUAGUAGGAUCGUUUCAGGACAGCUUACCACCAUUCAACGUUGUUGCUUAUGAAAGUCCGGGUUACUCGUCCAUCCCCACUAUAACAUUUAGUGAUAUCUAUAGUUACAUGAUCGAAAGACCAACAACAUAUGGUGGUACAGCAAGCAAUUUCAAGGGCUUGGACAGAUCUGUGAAGCACUUUGAAGCCGGUGACGUCCAAGAUAUUAAAGUGUCAAAGAUAAAUAGUUCUGUCAUAUAUGUCAGAGCAAAAUGUCAGGCAUCUAUGAGGAAACAGCAAUAUCAGGUUUUCAUUUGCAUCCUGACUACAAAUGCAGGCAAACCAAAUGUACAGCAUGGAUACUGUCAGUGUCCUAUUGGGUUAGCACAGGCAUGUAGUCACAUAGGCGCCCUACUUUUUGCAUUGAGUCAUGCAAAAACUAAUGAGACGACUUCAGAGAGCUGUACAUCUCAACCAUGUAAAUGGAUCAUUCCUGGGCGACAAACAAAACCAAUCGGACCAAUCAGCACUUUACCCAAGAAAAAGCUUAAAUUGGCAGAUACUGAAGAAAACCUUGAUCCACUCGCAGCCUAUGAUCCUCGCCAUUCAGAUGACAAAGACAUAAAUAUCAACACCACUCUGUGGCAGUUAAAGGAAUUAAGAGAUGUCUUUCCACAUACAGGGAUGUCACACUUGUGGAAUAUACCCGACCAUGCCCCAGAAGCCAUAAAGGAAAUGGAGGUCCAGAAUAUUGAAGAUCCAAUGGUGACAAGGAUGAAAAAUCUUAUAUUUUGUGAGGAUAAUGCACCUCAGAUUACAAUUGAUCACGAACUGGUUGAAUUUAUUGAGACGAGUACAAGAGACCAGAGGACAUCAGAAAUGUGGCAGAAACUACAUAUUGGUCGUUUAACCAGUUCCAUAUUUGGUGAUGUAUUGAAGGCUGGACCCAAUCCAAAGUCUUUGAUCAAACAAAUUGUAGAGGGGUCUAGUCUUCAGAAGUAUGCAUCUCUGCCACCAGCUGUUCAGUGGGGACAACAAAAUGAGGCAAAGGCACGCUCAGAGUAUGUCAAUCUGAAGACUGCCACAAACAACAAUUUUAAAGUUGAGGAUACAGGUCUCACUUUGUGCACAGAUAACUCAUUUUUGGGUGCCUCCAGUGACGGGAGAGUUUUUGAUGGUGACAGCAUAGGUGUACUAGAGAUUAAGUGUCCAUACUCCAUCAAGGGAACUCAAGUAACAACAAUGGAAGUGAGUGAGAUUGUUGCAAUGGGAUGUCCAAAUUUCUGUUUAGAAUAUAGUAUGGAAGGACCACGUCUCAAAAAGAGCCACAAGUUUUAUGCUCAAGUUCAGGGAGAAAUGGCAAUUAUGCGAUUACCAUCGUGUGACUUUGUAGUAUGGACAGACGCUGCUCAGAACAAUAUUUGUAUUGACAGAAUAUAUUUUGAUUCAGAGUUUGUGUCCUCUAUGAUGCCUAGACUUAUUGAAUUUUAUAUGCAUCACAUUAUCCAGUUACAGAGCUCCAGAUAAUUUCUAUUAUUUAUCUACUUUUAAGAUUUUUAAUCUGUUCAAAUUCUGUUUUCCUGAGAUAUAGUCAUAAGAGCAAUGCCACUUUGAAUUUUAUUCUCCUAAUGGAUAGAAGUAAUUCUUUUCCCAAUUCAGAAUUUGAUAAACUUCAUAAUGCAUAUUUCUGCAAAAAAUCCUCAUCCUUAAAUAUCUGAAGCUCUGAAGUUACAUUUACAAUGUAUCAUUUGAACUUAUUGCUUUAUAAAAGAAAAGUCUGACAAUAAAGUUGAAAUUUCAUCAUA